Molecule: messenger RNA, 492 nt
Organism: Phytophthora infestans T30-4
Lineage: Eukaryota; Oomycota; Peronosporomycetes; Peronosporales; Peronosporaceae
Product: TATA-box-binding protein, putative
Exons: 2
Coding region: 1-492 (163 amino acids)
Biological process (GO): DNA-templated transcription initiation
Molecular function (GO): DNA binding; RNA polymerase II general transcription initiation factor activity
Source: RefSeq, a predicted model, not a curated record
AUGCGCUUCGACUUGACCAAUCUGCUGGUCAAGUCACAUCGACGUGCAGAGCUAGUGCCCAAGAAGAAUUGCAUUCUAAUGAAACUCCACAACCCCAAGGCCACUGCAAUGCUCUUCGCCAACGGCAAGCUGGUCUGCACGGGUGCUGAGACGGAGGACGCCAUCAAGAACGCGGCCCGCAGGUUUACACAGGUUAUCCAGAAGAUGGAUUUCCCAGGAGUGAACCUUAUCGACUUUAAGAUCCAGAACGUGGUGGGAACGUGUGAUAUGGGCUUUCGAGUGUUGGUGGAGGCCCUCGCCUUCGCUCACAGUGACCGCUGCACGUACGAGCCAGAGCUGUAUCCGGCGUUGAUCUACCGCUUAGAGAAGCCACAAGUGAAAGUCCUGGUGUUUGUGAGCGGUAAAGUGGUCUUUACGGACUCGAAGGAACCGCGAGAGUUAUAUUCUGCCUGCGAAGCUAUCUUCCCGGUAUGUUGUUACGUAGUUUUGUAA